AUGAGGGGAUUACAAGCUUCGUUUCAAAAGCCAUUGGCUAAGCUCAUUGUAAUCGCAUUACCGGAGGAACUGGUUCUCCCUGUGCACAUCAGUGCUAUUGAACGUCUUUGUUCCUUCUCUAUGAAUAUCUCCAAAUCGUCUCUAAGCAUUACCCUCGUGAAGCCUUCCGGAAAGGUUCUUCGAUCCACUCACGGAGUUAAAAUAGAGGACAAUCAAUGCACCCUUACCACGCCCAAAGAGUCCGAAGAGAUGGAGCAACAUACACAUACAGCAAAGUCCUAUGCAGAUUCGAUUACGAUUAUGACGUCUACGGAAAACAAGGCUCCGGAGUUGGUUGUUGAAGAAGAUGAACCAGACGAAGAUGGUGAUGAAGACGAUGCUGAUAACGAUUUGAUGAUUUAG
This is a messenger RNA of Blastocystis hominis, 402 nucleotides long. RefSeq lists its product as hypothetical. The record is from RefSeq and is a predicted model, not a curated record. Bases 1 to 402 code for a protein of 133 amino acids. The transcript has 4 exons. NCBI's taxonomy places the organism in Eukaryota, Bigyra, Opalinata, Blastocystidae.